Phytophthora nicotianae INRA-310 is the source of this 339-nucleotide messenger RNA. RefSeq lists its product as hypothetical. The coding region runs from base 1 to 339 and encodes 112 amino acids. The transcript has a single exon. The record is from RefSeq and is a predicted model, not a curated record. Lineage: Eukaryota; Oomycota; Peronosporomycetes; Peronosporales; Peronosporaceae.
AUGAUGGAAUCUGGAGAUGAAGCAGAGAAGGAUGAUGUUGAGACUGGUGAAUAUGGCUCGGAUGAAGAUCCUGACAUUCUCUGUAUUCCUGAAGACACCGCUGAUGAUCCGGACCCGACAGAGCAAGAGAUAGCAGCUGAGGUGAUGUUUGCUGAAGAUUUUUUGUCCCAGUUUGGUGGGGAGGACGCAGUACUGGCUGGCAACCUCCAAAACGAUGUGCUGCGGGAAAUGAGUGCGUCUGGUUGGGAGGAUGUCACUGAACCAGACACCUACGACUAUCUCAUGACACCAUAUGAGCCCGUGAGCAAUACGGGGAGCUACCCAGGCCUCCGCCAAUGA